AUGAGCCAAGUUAUCGUCCACCACCACACGCGCGCAGAGAUCACCGAGAUCGAACCAAAGGGCUUGACCCUCUUUGACACUCUAUACAAUUCUCUCAUCCUACGACACACUCUCCCUUACCUCCCCGUCUCUGGUCUACUGAACCUCGCUGCAACCUGUCGUGAUAUACGCUACCUUCUCCACGAAACCCCCGGUGUCUUUCGUCACCUCGACCUCACACGGGUCAAGACAGCGCACUGCGAAGAGGCCCAGAAAGAGUCGGAGCGCAACCUUGCAGUCUGGCACAAUGUCCAACUUUCUGACUACCUGACUGAAGAUGACUUCUAUGCCGGGCCCUUGAGGGGCAUUUUCUCUACCCUUCGACAACGCGAUAUCCUUCGCCAUGUCCAAUCCCUGAUCCUCGAUGGCCUCUCGGUCACAGCCGAGCUAUGCCACGAUAUCAUCAACGACCCGAACUACAGUGUGCGCAUGCUCUCGAUCCGCGGCGCCAACAAUCUCAAUCAUGGAAAGUUGCGCGCCGCACUAGCAUAUGCCUGUCGCAGCUCGCGCCCUGAGAACACCCCGCGACUACAAGCUCUAUAUGUCUUUGGCCCUAUGCCUGUUGAUUCUUGCCACGAAAAUGCGCAGGAAUUGAGCACAUCUACACAAAAUGAGGCUGAUGCAUGGUGGUCUAGAAAGGGCCGCAUGCUCAACUCUUCCGACGACAUGGACGAAUGGGCGCAGUGUCUACUUGCAUGCCAGGGCAUCAUCUCGUUUGAUGCAGUCCUGUGCCAAGGUCCACGACACGCCAAUUCACCAGCGUUUGGCAAAGCCCCCAUGCGAUCGCCUUGCAGCCCUGCUGUGGCCACAUUCGCCGUUGGUGGUUGCGCAUCCUGUGGCAAGGCGCCUGAGGGUAUCAUGACGGCUGAGACCCACUGUUCGUCGCUACCAUUGCUGGCUCCUCCACCAAUCCUAUCAUCGUCCGUAAAGGCUGCCACGUCGCCCCGACCUGGUCAUGAGGACUUUGUACCUCGUUGCGCGGAUUGUCUUAGAGAUAGGUUUUGUGUGACUUGCAACAAAUGGUGGUGCGAGACGUGUUAUCAGCCUUUUGGCCAUAGCACCAUACCUCAUGAGCCCGACGCUGUGUUUAGCUGGAGGCAGGAUGGUGCAGUGAUGGAAAAAGCCAAGCGCCACGUCUCUCGAAGCUGCUGGGAAUGCGGCAUGAACUGUAACGAUUGUAUUGAGCGCACGCAAAAGUAUUGCAAAAAGUGCUGUGGCGGAUACUGCCUCAUUCACAACGAGGGUUCUUCACCAGCUUUCUGCGAUUGGUGCUUCUCUCGAGGUCGUAGUCUGAGAAAGCUGUCAUAA
Molecule: messenger RNA, 1347 nt
Organism: Fusarium sp. VM40
Lineage: Eukaryota; Fungi; Ascomycota; Sordariomycetes; Hypocreales; Nectriaceae
Source: the annotation of a GenBank genome assembly